Messenger RNA from Phytophthora nicotianae INRA-310, 1549 nucleotides. RefSeq lists its product as hypothetical. Bases 35 to 1441 code for a protein of 468 amino acids. The transcript is spliced from 3 exons. The record is from RefSeq and is a predicted model, not a curated record. Lineage: Eukaryota; Oomycota; Peronosporomycetes; Peronosporales; Peronosporaceae.
CAUUUUUCAACUCGCAUCUAGGAUUCCACACACCAUGGUUGAAGAAGAAACACUUGGAACCGACGGUGCAGCACACGAGUACGCUGAAGGCUCGCCACGCAACAAGGAGUCUGCUAGUUCUCCUCUUUGUACCAGGUCAAACCCUGCGUUGAAGCGCACUCACUCGCUUGAUAUCUCGGAUUUGGCACGUGAAAACCCCGGUAACUCUGAUGCUUCUGCUGGUUCAAUGGACACUGAAGAGCACCUGGACGCCGAGCUUGUCAACAAUGAAGAAAUGCAUUUCGACUGGCUCCCUGAACUUGUGAGUACGGAUGCUGGUGUUCUGGAUGAGAUUGUUGCGGUGUCUCCGCGUCCAAAUUUCCCACCGCGCAUUAAGUCAAGUCCACGUCAGCCUCCUGCUGCCUCGUCGCGUUCCCUGGUCCAAAAGCGACGAAUUUCGCGCAAAGAGCAGAUUCAAGUUCUCCGUAAGAAAGUCACGGAGCUCUCACAAAACUUACAGAAUCUUCGGACUGUAUUGUUCGUGGAUUCCUUUCCAUCCUCACUUACUACUUGCGCGGCUAGUUCGAUCACGUGGAAGAGUGUAGCUUCUCGGCAGCUGAAGUUGCGACGCAAAGCAGAAAAUGAGAACGCCAAGCUGAGGGAGUUAAAGAUGUUGCAGAGUCGUACGAUACGCAACUUCAGGCGCAUGGUGCAUCGGCGAAAAGAUGACGAGUUAUUGAGAAAUCUGCGUAACGCGAAGGCGAAGCGUCAGAAUUUGGACAACGAACAUCUUUUUGCAGAACUUCUCCAUGGACUGGAUAACGUUUACGCUGGUCUGGACAAGCUUUAUGAGGAGAAAGCGAUGAGCGCGGUGCCAUGUCCCGGACGCAAGCGACUCGUUCACACUAAUGCUGCUGACGGCACACCUUUUCUAGAGUUUAGGGACAAGAACCUGGUCCCCUUCAGCGUUGACAGAACUGCAAAUGCUGUCUGGACGUUCCUGCAAGGCUCAAAAGGCCGCAAGGGGAAGCGUGUCUGCUGGCAGGACACCCAGCAGACUACCAAUACCUGCAUAAGCCGUGUUGGGUUCACCUGCACAGGAAUUGGCUUAGCCUCGUAUGUUUUGGAGCGGCGAGUUUCCCGCAAAUACGUCGAAAAGAACCGCACAGUGUUCAUCAGCCGUACGAUUAUAGAGCCUACUACAGAAGAGCACUGGACGUCGAGCGUGCGAUUUAGCGAGACGAUGGCUACAGUCGUAAGAGCUGGCAGUCUGCUAUCUUCCGGCCAGGAGACGGCCAUCAUUGAGAGCCACAUCUCAUCGUCAAAGUGUUGUGACCCGAUCGCUCUGCAACGGUGGCCAUUGUACUUAAAAGCGACGGCAGACGGAUGGGAAUCCAAAAUUUCGUUCUACAAUCAAGAGAUCGAGAAUGUGCUGUUUGAAGGGGCCAUUUGCAGCAAGUAGCUAGAGAACAAAGUAACAAGCUAAGUUACAGUGGCAGGUGUUUGUGAUACCUAGCUCAGUACUGAUCAGCAGGCCGACAAUACAGCUGCACUUACCAUUGGCUUCGGC